This is a messenger RNA of Zingiber officinale, 987 nucleotides long. RefSeq names its product agamous-like MADS-box protein AGL28. The transcript is spliced from 2 exons. NCBI's taxonomy places the organism in Eukaryota, Viridiplantae, Streptophyta, Magnoliopsida, Zingiberales, Zingiberaceae. Bases 1 to 987 code for a protein of 328 amino acids. Gene Ontology annotation, molecular function: DNA-binding transcription factor activity, RNA polymerase II-specific; protein dimerization activity; RNA polymerase II cis-regulatory region sequence-specific DNA binding. Gene Ontology annotation, biological process: positive regulation of transcription by RNA polymerase II. The record is from RefSeq and is a predicted model, not a curated record.
AUGAAUAACUGCGCUGGAGAAACCUCUCCGGCGAAGUCCUGCGGUCGUCGCCUUUGCAAAUCCGCCGGAAAUGCCGCCGUCUUCUUUGUCGCCUUCGAUCGGGAGGAGAAGGAAAGGGGUGUCGGGCUCGGAAGAAGAAGAAUGGAAAGGGGAGAAAUGGAUAUGGGGAGUCGGCCGGCGGCAAGGAAGGAAAGAGAAGAAGCCGCCGGCCGGAGAGAAGAAGAAGAAGCGCUGAUGAUGAUGCCAAUAAGGAAGAGGAAGACGAGCAUGGGCCGACAAAAGAUCGAGAUUAAGCGGAUCGAGAGCGAGGAGGCACGUCAAGUGUGCUUCUCCAAGCGCCGCGCCGGACUCUUCAAGAAGGCCAACGAGCUCUCCGUCCUCUGCGGGGCUCACCUUGCCGUCAUCGUCUUCUCCCCCGCCGGCAAACCCUUCUCCUUUGGCCACCCCUCGGUCGACUCUGUUCUUGACCGCUUCCUACCCUCGUCGGCCCACCCUACUCCUCCUCCUCCUCGUCCUCCUCCUCUCUCGUUCCACGACCCCCGUGUGAUGACCGUCGCUGCCGCCUCGCUGGUCCCCGAGCUCGACCGGCAGUACGUGGAGCUGGCUGAGCGAUUGGAGGGAGAGCGGCGGAGGAAAGAGGUGCUGGAGGCCGCGCUUCUAGCGCAAAGGGGUGACUUUGCCAGGCUCAUGCAGUCCAGCUUGGAGGAGCUGGGCAUGGCGGAGUUGGAGAGACUGCAGGCCGCGCUAGAUAGGCUGCGUUGGGACGCAGGGAGGAGGGUGGACCAGCUGCUGACCGAGGCGCAGAUCAGGAAACUAAUGUUGGCCGGCGAUGUUGGCAGUGUCGGCGGUGGAGCAUAUCUUGGUGGAGGAUUCAUUGCUGCGGCGGCGCCGCCGCCGCAGGGUGGCAAUAAUAUUGAUAUGCAGGCGAUUCCUGCGCCGGGUCAGGCUCCGGCUGGAUUUGGUUAUGGCUACGGAUCUUCUAGUUAA